AUGAACACACUAGUGUCUGAGAUGAGGGCUGUCCUGAUGGGGAACAGCUGGUCUAAGAGGAGCUCAGUGGGGAACUUCAUACUGGAAGAGACUGUGUUCAACUGUCAUGAUGAAGCAGACCUCUGUCUGAGAGUCAAAAGAGAGCUGAAAGGGAAAGAAAUUGAUCUCAUCAACACUCCAGACCUGCUGUCACCUAAAAUCUCCCCAGAAGAUCUGACAAAACAUGUUGAGAACUGUGUGAGACUCUCUGCUCCUGGACCUCAUGUGUUUCUGCUGGUCCUCCAGCCUGCAGACUUCACUGAGGAUUACAAACAGAGGCUACAAAUGGUCCUUGAACUCUUUGGUGAUCCAUCACUUGACCGUGCACUGGUUCUGAUAAUGCCCAAAGACAAGAGUUCAACUUCCAUUGAAAAGUAUCUGCAGCAUCCACAGUUAGGAGACAUAAUCAAGAAAUGUAGUGGAAAAUUGUUGUGGCAGAACCUGGAACAUGAGCAACUGUUAGCAGCCAUAGAUACAGUGGUGAAGAAGAGCAUGGGGGAGGAUGUUUCCAGAGAGGAAACAUCUGUUUCACCCAGUCAAGAUGAGGAAGAUAAAGUCCCUGCCAACUUGGAUCCUUUAAGAGGUGCACAUGAGCUCAGGAUAAUGCUGUUUGGAAAAAGUGAGAACAAAAAAUCAGCCUUGGAAAAGCUCCUUAUUGGAAAAAAAGAGUUUAAAGUCCGUGGAGGAAAGCAACGUCAUGCUGCCUCUGGAGAGUGGAAAGGGAAACCAUUAACAGUAGUCAAAACCCCCGACAUCUUCAAUCUGUCUGUGAAAACUCUGUUUAAAGAGAUGAAGAGCUGUGUGAGUCUCUGUCCUCCUGGACCAAACGUUCUGCUGCUGAUUGUGAAACAUUCUGAUUUCACUGAAGAGGACAGAAAAACUCUGAAUUUGGUCCUGAACUUGUUUGGUCAAGAUGCAUUUAAACACUCAAUGGUCAUUAUAACUAAGAAAAAAGAGACAGGCAAUAACUCAGUGGAAAAACUCAUUGAAGACUGCAACCAAAGGCAGAACUGGUUUGACAAAAUGUAUUCUCCUACAGAAUACUCAGAGUUGAUGGAGGAUAUAAAUAAAAUAGUGAGUGAAAACUGGGGAACAUAUCUAAUGUUAAAAGAAGACGUUAAACACAAUCUGAAGUCCAGUCUGAAACUGGUUCUGUUUGGGAGGGAGAAGACUUCAGUAGCCAAGUCCAUUUUAGGUCAGACAGAGCUUCAUUCAGUCUCUAACUCAUCAGAGUGUGUUAAACAUCAGGGAGAGGUGUGUGGACGUCGGGUUUCCCUGGUGGAGCUGCCUGCCUUGUAUGGAAAACCUCAGGAGGCAGUGAUGGAGGAAUCAUUCAGGUGUAUCUCCCUCUGUGAUCCUGAGGGUGUCCAUGCCUUCAUCCUGGUCCUACCUGCAGCUGCCAUCACUGAUGAAGACAAGGGAGAGUUAGAGACCAUCCAGGAUGCAUUCAGCUCUCGAGUCAAUGACUUCACCAUGAUUCUGUUUACUGUGGACUCAGAUCCUACAGAUCCAGCUGAUGAAAAGUUUGUAAGUACAGACCAACAUAUCCAGGAGCUCCUUCAGACCUAUGGACAAAGACAUGUGGUUCUCAACAUCAAAGACAAAAAGAGGAUUCCAAAGAUGUUUGAGGUUGUGGACAAAAUUAGUGAGGCCACAGACAAACCACACUGUUAUACAGCUACAACCUUUCUACAUGCACAAAUGGAGAAAGUCUUAAAACUUGCUAGUGGUUGUUUUCAUGUUUUAGGUGAUGAAGUUGGAGAACAGGACUCACACUGUCUCAGGAUUGUGCUGAUUGGGAAGACCGGCUGUGGAAAGAGCUCUACAGGAAACACUAUUUUAGGAAGAAAUGAGUUUAAAGCUGAAUCAAGUCAAAUGUCAGUCACAAAAAGUUGCCAGAAAGCACAUAGUGAGGUGAACAGUCGUCCUGUUGAUGUGGUCGACACUCCUGGUCUGUUUGACACAACUUUGACCAAUGAUGAGAUUCAUGAGGAGAUGGUGAAAUUUGUCAGUCUCCUGGCUCCAGGACCACAUGUCUUCCUGCUGGUGGUACAGAUUGGUAGAUUCACAGCAGUGGAGACAAAGGAGACACUGGAGCUCAUAAAAAAAUUUUUUGGGAAGAACUCUCAGAAGUUUACUAUCGUCCUUUUAACAGGAGGAGAUGCACUGGAGAUUGACAGCUUGUCCUCAGAGGACUACAUCAAGAACAAAUGUGAUGAUUCCUUUAAGAAGCUGAUCUCUGACUGUGGAGGAAGAUACCAUGUGUUCAAUAACCGUGGCAAACACAAUCAAAAACAAGUCAGUGAGCUGAUAGCAAAGAUUGACACCAUGGUGAAGAAGAAUGGAGGACGCUGUUUCUCCAACAAGAUGCUGCAAGAGGCUGAAACUGCGAUAAGGAAGGAGAUGGAGACGAUUCUGAAAGAGAAGGAAGAAGAAAUUGUGAGAGAAACGAAAGCAAUUGAAAGAAAACAUCAGGAAGAAAUGGAAGCCAUGAAACAAAAAAUGGAAGAAGAUAGAAAAAAAAUGGAAAAGGAGAGGGAAGAGAAAGCUCAAGAACUCCAGGAAAUGGCAGACAAAAUUAAGGAAGAUCAAGAAAAAAGAAAAAUAGAAGAAGAAAAGAGAGAAAAAGAGAAGAGGGAAAAGGACGCUGAAGAAGAAGUACAUCGACAACAACUCAAAGAAGAACUUGAAAAAUUGGACAGACAAAUUCAGUUGGAAAAAGAAGCAAAGGAAAGUGUUGACAGGAAGCUGGAAGAGACCAGAGAAGAGAUGCAACGAAAACAAGAAGAGUGGGAGAAAGAACGAAGAGAAGAGCGAGAGAAACAACAACAAGAAGAUGAAUUGAGACGACAGGAGAAAGAAAAACUGGAAAAACUUGAGGAAAAACAUAAUACAGAAAAACUAAUAUAUGAAAACAAGAAACAAAAAGAGGAUCAAAUCAGAAGAGAGCAGGAAGAACAGAAAAUCAAAGAACUGGAGAAAAAACACAAGAAAUCUCUGGAGGACCUAGAGAAGAAAUAUAAAGAGGAAUCCAGAAAGAUAGCUGAAGAGCUUCAUGAAUCCAAAAUGAAACACAAGGAGGAAUUAAAAAGUCAGAGGGAAAACUAU
Neolamprologus brichardi is the source of this 3147-nucleotide messenger RNA. The record is from RefSeq and is a predicted model, not a curated record. Lineage: Eukaryota; Metazoa; Chordata; Actinopteri; Cichliformes; Cichlidae.